AUGGGGAUGGGCUGUUUCCAUAUGCUUAUCCCAUCUACUCCUAGUCCUAGGUUACCCUUCUUAGUACUGGCCAUGUUCUACCAUUUCCUCAUAUAUAUGCGUGCGUGAAUCAAUUCAGCAACGAUACGAGCACUAGGAACCGGCCGAUGGCGACCAUGGGGCUAGCAGCACUCAAACUCUCCUUCCCCAACAAGAGCGGCACGGCCUCGGGCACACCUACGCGGCUCGGCUGCCCUACAAAUCCUAGACUGACGACCAGGAGAUGGACCGUGGCCGCAGCUGCGCCCGUGGAGACUCCGUCCAGAAGCAUCGACGUUGACAUGCAAUCCUCGCCGGUGCCGCGGGAGCAGGUGGAGAUCGUCCGGUCACUCAACGGUUGGGUGGCGAAGAACAUGCUCCCGCUGCUCCUCCCGGUGGAGUCCUCGUGGCAGCCGCACGACUUCCUGCCGUGCUCCGCCGCGGCGCCCGGCGCGUCGACGGAGGACGAGGCUCUGUCCGCCUUCACGGAUGGCGUCGCCAAGCUGCGCGCGGGAGCCGCCGGCGUGCCUGACGAGGUCCUGGUGUGCCUAGUGGGCAACAUGGUGACGGAGGAGGCGCUGCCGUCGUACCAGAGCAUGGGAAACCGCACGGAGGGCAUCGCGGACGACACCGGCGCCAGCAGCCUCCCCUGGGCGCAGUGGCUGCGCGGCUGGACCGCAGAGGAGAACCGCCAUGGUGACCUCCUCAACCGCUACCUCUACCUCUCCGGCCGCGUCGACAUGCGCCAGGUCGAGACCACCGUCCACCACCUCCUACGCAACGGCAUGGAAAUGCUGGUGCCCAAGAGCCCCUACCACAGCGUCAUCUACGGCGCGUUCCAGGAGCGCGCCACCUUCAUCUCCCACGUGCACACGGCGAAGCUCGCCGGGCAGCACGGCGACCAGGCCCUCGCCAAGAUCUGCGGCGUCAUCGCCGCCGACGAGAAGCGGCACGAGGCGGGCUACACCAGGGUAUGCGCCAAGCUCUUCGAGGUGGACCCCGACGGCAUGGUGCGCGCUCUCGCGUACGUCAUGCGCGGCAAGGUCACCAUGCCCGGCCUUCUCAUGUCCGAUGGCCACGACUGCAGCGAGACUCUGUUCGACCGGUUCUCCGCCGUGGCGCAGCGCGCCGGCGUCUACACGGCGAGGGACUACGGCGAUCUGGUGGAGCACUUCGUGCGCAAGUGGCGGGUGGCGGAGCUCGCCGGGCUGUCUGGCGAGGGCCGCCGCGCGCAGGAGUACGUGUGCAGGCUCCCGCCCAAGAUCCGGAGGAUGGAGGAGCUAGCCCACCAGAGGGCGGCCCGCAGCGAGCUCAGGCCGGCCAGCUUCAGUUGGAUCUUCGACAGGCACGUCAUGCUAGGCUGAGACCCGAGAGAGAUGGGCUUCUGUGGCCCUGGGCUCUGGAACAAUAAGCUACAGUAGUAGAAGUACCUUAAUUACGUUUUGCUUGUUUGAGUCCCUGAAUAAUGUGGUCUCUCACAAAAGAAGAGAGUGUGCUAUGUUUUAAUGUUUAUCCAACUCUUUAGAUCGACAUCUGAUCAUCGUUUGGCUUA
Molecule: messenger RNA, 1570 nt
Organism: Lolium perenne
Lineage: Eukaryota; Viridiplantae; Streptophyta; Magnoliopsida; Poales; Poaceae
Product: acyl-[acyl-carrier-protein] desaturase 4, chloroplastic
Biological process (GO): fatty acid metabolic process
Cellular component (GO): chloroplast stroma
Molecular function (GO): stearoyl-[ACP] desaturase activity
Source: RefSeq, a predicted model, not a curated record